Messenger RNA from Aegilops tauschii subsp. strangulata, 516 nucleotides. The record is from RefSeq and is a predicted model, not a curated record. Lineage: Eukaryota; Viridiplantae; Streptophyta; Magnoliopsida; Poales; Poaceae.
AUGCUCUGCACGGCCACCAUCAGCAACGUCGUAGUCACCAAGACUCUCAUCAAUGGUGGCGCUAGCCUCAACGUCCUCUCUGUGGAAACAUUCGACAUGCUCCAAGUGCCUUACGACCAGCUCAUGCCCACCAGGCCAUUCUAUGGAGUAACGGACAGCUCUACCACCCUCAUGGGGCAAGUGCGCCUCCCUGUCACCUUCGGCAACCUCCCGUACAACGCCAUCUUGGGGUACCCUGCCCUUGCCAAGUUCAUGGUGACUGUUCAUCAUGGCGACAACGUCCUCAAGAUGCUAGGGUGCAGCGGUGUCAUCACGGUCACCUGCAACAAGCAGGACGCGUUCUUCUCCCUUGAGCAGGCCGAGAACUCUGGCGAUGAGGGCGGCGUCCUGCCUCAGGAUACCACCCUCGCGAAGAAGAAGCAACUCCUUCCCAUGACGCAUCCGAAGAUCACGAAGCCCGCUGGCGACACCUCAGGCCCCACGCCUGUGGUCGGGACGCCCCUUCCUCCUGCAUAG